UUGCCUUGGAUUAUUCUUGCUGCUCAAGUUACAGAUCUUCCAUGGCUUUCGUGUUUAUUCUUCUUGGAACCCUAGUCUCAAUAUUGGGCGUAGCAGAAGCACAAACUGGGGUAUGCUAUGGUAUGAUGGGCAACAACUUACCAUCUGCACCCGAAGUCAUAACCCUGUAUCAACAACGCAACAUCCGACGGAUGAGACUUUACGAUCCAAAUCAAGCGGCUCUCCAAGCUCUAAGAGGUUCAAACAUUGAAGUCAUUUUAGGAGUUCCAAACUCAGAUCUUCAAAACCUUGCUUCGAACCAAGCUAAUGCAAAUUCAUGGGUUCAAAAGAACAUUAGAAACUUCUGGCCAAGUGUUAAAUUCCGUUACAUCGCGGUUGGAAAUGAGGUCAGCCCGUUCGGAGGUGGUCCGGCCCAAUUCGUUCUCCCAGCCAUGAGGAAUAUCUACAAUGCCAUAGCUUCAGCCGGUUUGCAAAACCAGAUUAAGGUCUCAACCGCGAUCGACAUGACACUCAUAGGCAACUCAUUCCCUCCCUCGGCAGGAGCUUUUCGAAACGAUAUAAGGUGGUACUUGGACCCCAUCGUCGGUUUCUUAUCGCAAACAAACUCGCCAUUACUCGCAAACAUCUACACUUACUUUAGUUACAAAGGGAACCCGCGCGAUAUUCAACUAUCAUACGCCAUAUUCACUUCACCGAACGUGGUGGUCCAGGAUGGUCAGUUUGGAUAUAGAAACCUCUUUGACGCCAUGUUGGAUGCAGUUUAUGCGGCCCUCGGGAGAAUUGGAGGAGGCUCGGGGCUUAACAUCGUGGUUUCUGAGAGCGGUUGGCCUUCGGCGGGGGAUUUUGGAGCGUCCACGGACAAUGCUAGAACAUAUUUAACUAAUUUGGUUCAACAUGUCAAGGGUGGGACACCAAGGAGGCCAAAUAGUGCCAUAGAGACUUAUUUGUUUGCUAUGUUUGAUGAGAAUAAUAAACAACCUGAGUUGGAAAAACAUUUCGGGUUGUUUUCUCCAAAUAAGCAGCCGAAAUAUCCGUUAAACUUUGGGUCGGAAAGUAUUUGGGAUCUUCCUAUUGAAGCGGAAACCAAUUCGACGUCAACCGGUCUCAGGAGUGAAAUUUGAAGUAUUCUCUUGUUCGUUUAAUCAAUAAGUGUAAUGUUUAAAAGUUGAAGAACUCUCUUUAAGUAUAAAAUAAAAACAUGCAAUAAAGUAU
Impatiens glandulifera is the source of this 1212-nucleotide messenger RNA. Its product is annotated as lichenase-like. NCBI's taxonomy places the organism in Eukaryota, Viridiplantae, Streptophyta, Magnoliopsida, Ericales, Balsaminaceae. Gene Ontology annotation, biological process: carbohydrate metabolic process. The record is from RefSeq and is a predicted model, not a curated record. Bases 42 to 1121 code for a protein of 359 amino acids. Gene Ontology annotation, cellular component: plasma membrane. Gene Ontology annotation, molecular function: hydrolase activity, hydrolyzing O-glycosyl compounds. The transcript has 2 exons.